Malania oleifera is the source of this 1030-nucleotide messenger RNA. RefSeq names its product mitochondrial import inner membrane translocase subunit TIM10. Gene Ontology annotation, cellular component: mitochondrial inner membrane. Bases 290 to 592 code for a protein of 100 amino acids. The transcript has 4 exons. NCBI's taxonomy places the organism in Eukaryota, Viridiplantae, Streptophyta, Magnoliopsida, Santalales, Ximeniaceae. The record is from RefSeq and is a predicted model, not a curated record. Gene Ontology annotation, biological process: protein insertion into mitochondrial inner membrane.
CCGCCAUCAAUUUCGAAAAUUAUAGGCUCAUAUCCUCUCCCAACCCAACACCCUCAACCCUAACUCGCCAAACCUUGCUUGCGACGUCGACUGUGGUCGGGUUGGGUUAUUCGUCGGAUUCUGAGUGAUUGUUGUCGAGUUGAGUUCUUCGAGCGUUGGGUUUAGGGUUCUUCAAACCCUAGCUACACUAUUCUUCGCUUGGGUUUUGAGCUGUGAUUGUUGGGCCAGUUGAGCUCCUAACUCAGAUAUCAAAGUCUGCUCGAGCGUUGUUCCUUCAACUCUAGAUCUGAUGGCUGCCAGCAACAAUAAUGCCCCAACCGCUAUGGACAAAGAACAGAUAUUUGGUAUGGCAGAGAAGGAGAUGGAGUACAGGGUAGAGUUGUUUAACAAGCUCACUAACACUUGUUUCAACAAGUGCAUUGAGAAAAGGUAUGAAAAUCUUUGUUCUAUUAUUUCCUUGAGUGGUCUUGAUAAUAAGUUUUCUGGCAGACAUAGAUUUGUCCAGCACAUUCUAAGAUUCUUGUUGAUUUCUUUUCAAGAUGGCUCUCUUUUCGUACACAAGCAGAUUUUUAGAAUCUAUUACUAUAUCUGAUGCAUGGGAAGCUGUUUUAUCAGGAUGGUAGUGAAAUAGAACUUUUCUGUUCCAGGUACAAGGAGUCUGAGCUAAAUAUGGGUGAAAAUAGUUGCAUUGAUCGCUGUGUUUCAAAAUAUUGGCAGGUAAGCAGUUGGAUAUUGAGGUUGUUCUGAUGCAGUAGAACUUUGUUAAUUAUAAUUUGGUCAGUCUUAGUUGUCACCACUAAACAGUGGAUCAUAUUUUCUUCUUUGUUAUCCAGAGAUUUUUUCUUUUCAGACAACGCUCAUGUUGUUCCCGUUUCUCUUAUCCAAGCCUUUUCUUUCUCAUUAUUUUGUUAGUCUUCUUUCAAGGUUUGUAGUUUUGAAAUUCUGGAAGAAAUUCAGUUUGAAUGCAAUAUGAGAACUUCUAAAAAAUAUAUCUUUUAUAAAAAAUGAAUGGUUGAAACUUCCAAGUUGA